Molecule: messenger RNA, 3166 nt
Organism: Misgurnus anguillicaudatus (oriental weatherfish)
Lineage: Eukaryota; Metazoa; Chordata; Actinopteri; Cypriniformes; Cobitidae
Source: RefSeq, a predicted model, not a curated record
ACACCUCAGACUUUACUUGGAAAUAAUCAAUGUUCACAGCCACAGGGUUCAGUUCACCGGUGGGCCGAAGGGCUUGAUUUAUUAUACCGAGAUCCACCAAUGUGCAAUAUCCGCAAAGCACUGCUGGAUAUCAGACGUUAUGAGAAAGAGCAUGUGAACUGAAGCGAAACUAAACUAAACGCUCGAGGUGAACGAAACAUUCAUUCCCAAAUCUUUACUAGCCAGAGGAACUUUAGAUUUCUCACUGGUCGCUCUGUCAUGGCUUUGGGAAUAUAAUCAGCUUCCCAGAUAUUUUAUUGAAUAUCUUCAUUGAAAUUGCACCACUGAGCUCUAAAUCUUACAUUACCAAAAUGUUUUUUCUGUCAUGUCAUGUGUAGUCGCUUUGUCAGAGCUCGGAGGAAUCAGAUGCUGAAACAGAGCAUGGUCUUGUUUCCCUCAAGCCUCUCGCAUCACAUGCAUCGCAUUUCUUUAACAGCUGUGCAGUAGAUAACAGAAAACGCUGGUACCAAAUUAAGUUCCUCUGAAUCAAGGAAUGGAGGAUCAGGUGGAUCGUGGCUUCUUCAGGAAAGUGGAUGUACCAGAUCAUGCACACUAUAUAGUGGCGUUUUUUGUAGCAGUAAUCGGGGCUUUAGGGAUCACUGGGAAUAUCCUGGUCAUGUAUGCCUUCUUCAGUAACAAGAAGCUUCGAACGCCACCAAACUACUUCAUCAUGAACCUCGCGGUGAGCGAUCUUCUCAUGGCCGUCACUCAAUCGCCCAUCUUCUUUGUCAACUGCUUAUACAAGGAAUGGGUGUUUGGUGAAAUGGGUUGUAAGAUGUACGCCUUCUGCGGGGCGUUGUUCGGAAUCACAUCCAUGAUCAACCUGUUGGCGAUUUCAAUCGACCGCUACGUCGUGAUCACCAAACCCUUACAGUCCAUUCAGUGGACAUCCAGACGUCGAACGCUCCUCAUCAUCCUAACGGUCUGGAUCUACUCGCUGGCCUGGAGUCUGGCACCUCUUCUGGGAUGGAGUUCUUAUAUUCCAGAAGGCCUCAUGACUUCUUGCACGUGGGACUACGUGACAUCGACUCCAGCGAAUAAAAGCUACACACUGAUGCUCUGCUGUUUUGUCUUCUUCAUUCCUCUGGGAAUCAUCUCGUACUGCUACAUCUUCAUGUUCCUCGCCAUUCGUAAUGCCAGCAGAGAUGUGGAGAAGAUGGGAAGUCAAAUGAGGAAAACCACCCUGACCCAGGAACAGUCCAUCAAGACAGAAUGGAAGCUGGCAAAGAUUGCGUUUGUGGUCAUCAUUGUCUUUGUGUUGUCCUGGUCUCCGUAUGCCUGUGUCACUCUUAUUGCCUGGGCAGGGUACAGCCACGUUCUGUCACCGUACUCAAAGGCAGUACCUGCAGUGAUCGCUAAAGCAUCAGCAAUAUAUAACCCAUUCAUCUACGCCAUCAUACGCUCCAAAUACAGAGACACACUUGCAGAGAAAGUGCCAUGUUUGCAUUUUCUAGCGCAGUCAUCACGUAAAGACUUCAUCUGUGUGUCGAACAGCGAGUCUUCAUUCAAAGAACCUGUGAUCAGCAGACCGUCCUCUGGAUUUCAGUGUGUCUCCUCCAUCUCUACUGGUGACACGGUCUGGAGUGAUGUUGAGUUAGAUCCUAUGGACCAGGAGGGUCAGUUUGUCAAAAAUUCACAAUCAGCCAAUCAGCUGCUAGAUGAAACGCUGAAGACUCAACAGGGCAAGAUGAAGAUGAAGGGAAGCUCAGGAGAAGACUUUAGUAAAGAGACGCUUAGCCGUUCUUUGAGAAGUUCUGGUCCUGACAUGAUAUCUGAGUCUGUCAUCAUGUCUACCGUACCUCUUCUCAUGACCAAAGACAAUCCAGAGGAGGAGGAGGAGGAGGAAGAUUCCCUAACAAGACAGGAGGACAGUAUCUCUGUAAGCCCCCGGAGCAAAGGUUUGGCUUUUUAUGAAGACACAGACACACCGGUCAGCCUCACAUCUGAGAAGGAUCUGCUGGAGGAGAAAACCAGAGAAGAUGAGUUUAUAUUCGGCCUGAGGACCUCAACUGAGCUCUUAGAUUCUGUGCAGAAGUUUCUGUCGUGAAGCAGAGACCUGAAGAUCUUCUCUAAAGAGACAAUCAAAGGUGAAGACCUCUGGAUUUAACAUCAGUAGGGAAAUUUCUUCAACUUCAUGCGACUCAUGCCAUGUGUGGAGAUACUGUACAAGAUCCUUUCACAAUACAGUUACACUUCUACCAUAUGGAUAAAGACACUUUACAGACAACUUUCUACCGAAACUACAAGGUGUACAAUAUUGUUUAACUGAGAGAGAUUAACUCACAUCAUAAUGAGACAAAAAAAGGUUUCUUAAUUUAGUGAAAUUAUUUUUUUAUUAUACAAUAUAGCUUGAGAUUGUAAACUUCACUUCACGCUGUGACUUUCCUGCACCAUAUGAUGUGCUCAAUAAGUGUCACAUUUCUAAAUUACGCACCCAUGUCUCCCGUGAAUUAUUAUUUAUUCUUCACUUCUUUACUGUAGUGACAUAUAGCUAAAAGCAUUUCUCCAGUCUCUGUCUGUAUGUGAACUUGUGUAAUCACGACCUAAACCUCACAUCAAGUUACCUUUAUAUUCCUGACAGAUAUUUGGCACAUGACAGGUUAUGUCAGUGGUUCUCAGCUUGGGGUGGCCCAGUUUUAUGACAUUUUAUAAAAUAAAUUUAUUUAUAAUAAAAUCUGUGUAAUUAAACCUUAGAAGAACAAGGCUACUAUACCAACAUCACUAUGUUGUAUAAUUUAUUAUUUUUAAGUUUUAGAAGGGUUUAUUUCAUAUUGCAGUGGAUUAAAAGAAGUGAAGAAAAUCAAGCACAAAAGCCCAGUAUGAUUUUAAUGACCACAUUUCCAGGAUUACUCCUCAUUUAUCUGGAAAUGAGCGCAUUUGUUCAUUUAAGUACUGAAAGCCUCAGGUUAAGCCUAAAGGUCAAAGCGUUACAUAAAACAGUCACAUGAUGUGUUAACAUAUAAACCUCAAUGUUACUUAUGAAGAUAUUUGCCAUAUUUGUGUAGAAAGUAUUAGGCCUACCAUACUACAUCAGAGAAUAUCAUAGUGUAUGUCUGAAAAACAUAAUGUUGUCCCUUUAUUGUGAUGUUUCUGAUUUCAUAUUCCUGUGUAAGAGAUUCAAUAAAUU